GGAGGACAUGACUUGAUGCUGAGCAGUGUGGGGGGCAGUGCAUCUUCCUGUCUCAGAGCCUCAUUUAUGACCAAGACUGUACAGUAUCAAAAUGAGCUGCAUAAAUUCCUAAUUUGGGAUACAGCUGGACAGGAACGGUUUCGUGCUUUAGCCCCAAUGUACUAUAGAGGGUCAGCAGCUGCCAUUAUAGUUUAUGACAUCACAAAAGAGGAAACUUUCUCAACAUUAAAGAACUGGGUUAAAGAGCUCCGACAGCACGGACCUCCGAACAUUGUUGUAGCUAUUGCAGGAAAUAAAUGUGAUCUUAACGACGUAAGGGAAGUCAUGGAAAAAGAUGCUAAAGACUAUGCAGAUUCCAUUCAUGCAAUAUUUGUAGAGACGAGUGCGAAAAAUGCAAUAAACAUUAAUGAACUCUUUAUAGAAAUUAGUCGUAGAAUUCCAUCAACUGACACCAACCCCCCAUCCAGUGGUAAGGGCUUCAAACUUAGACGACAGCCGUCGGUGACAAAGCGCAGCUGCUGUUGACUGGUCCAUUUGAAAAUCAGACUUGUUUAUACAGUAGGUGGUCUUGGAAGUUAAUAGUUCACGUUGGAUUUAUAUUAUCAGUCUUAGAUCUCUAUCUGCUGGUGUUCAUACGCCCAUGGUCCAGUAAAAAUGGACCAGUUCAUCUGACAUCUGUAUGCUCGCAGAAAAGACUGCCAUCGUAUGUCAGCCUGUUUACUUACAAAAAGUUGUAGUAUCUCUUGCAUUCAAAGGGAAUCCAUCAUCACUUCUUUGGCCUUGCUUAAAAGGAAGCUGACUAUGAAUGGUUGAACUGAAAUGUUUAGUAGUUUUGUAAUCGAGAUUGUGUUUUUGUAAAAAGGAAAACGAGCACUUUUGUGGGACUUGGGGGUGGGUGGAAGGAGUCUGGAUUUUGAAGGUUAGUGAGAUGUCGUUUCUUCCUUUUCUUCAGUGAGCCUUAUUUGAAAAGUAAGUGUAGCUAAUCCAAAGGACAACGGGACAGUUGUGUUUGAGGUGGCUACAGAAUAAGCAAAUGAAGGCAGAUAACAGUCAAAUCAGUCCGUCCACUCCCCAGGACCCAUUUGCACUUUUUAUUUAAAGAUAAGCAGCGGGGGUGGGGACACAUGCAACAGACCUUAAACCACGGACAAUCUUUUUUUCUGUGCUGACUUAAUCAUUUUGAGGCAAACUGAUAUGCUCAUAGGCAUCUUCUUCUUGUUACAAGUUUUUGAUGUUAAGUUGUUGGUCAAAGAAAAAGCCUAGGUGUAGUUCUGACUAAAUGAAGUGAUUACUGACUAAAAGCAGAUGCUGUAAACAGAUGCUUCCAAUCGUUCUGAUAAGAUUUAAAAGAUUUGGGGGAAAGCCUUUAACUGCUUAGCAUGUGUAAAGUGUUCAUAUUAUAUUUAUGAGACCAGUGUUUAAAAUAUUAUAAAUUAUGUAAAAACAGUCUUUAAAAAAUUGCAGUCUUAUUCGCUCCUUCCAUUCCACACCUACAGAUGCACUCCUGGGGUUCUCCAUCAGGUUUUUUUCUCCAGCAUCUUUUAGAUAUCGUUGCUGUAAUUUCAUCCAGAGACAGGCUGAAAUUUGUUCUCUUUAAAUCAUGUUUGAAAGGUCCAAUAGAGGCUGUUGUUGGUACAGCGUGAGGUCUGUCUGAACAGGUUUUCAUCUGUGGUGCACCCAAUCAUUCUUGCUUUGGGCACAAAAAUACAAAUAAAAAGUAACCUUAAGACACGUGGUGAUGUAGAUCAUUACCUCUAAGUUCCUGGGCUUUUUUAUCUGCUAGGGUUGGGUUUUUGUUUCUUUUAUUGUUUUGGUGGGGCUCUUCUUUCUUUUUCUCUCUCUUCUUUUUUUUUUUUUUGGCAAACUCAAUGUUUAGCUUAUUGUGUUGGUUUUAGUAUGCUUGCAAUUAAACCAUAGAUUGACCAUACUUUUUUGUGCUUUUAUUUUAUUUUCACUUUUUUGUUUCCUACUGGCACUAUUGAGGUUCUUUAAAAGUCUCAAGUAAUCAAGUACAUGCUAAUAUAUUAUUAAGCUUUGGUGUGAAAGCGAGGUUUAUUCUGUUUGCAGUCUAGCUUUCUAUCAUCUGAAGUAUUUUCUCUGAAGGAAACACAGAAAAGCAGACUUCAUACCUUUCUUGCAGUUCUGAUCUUGAAUUACUCCAGUCAGUGAAACCAUGGAAAAGGCCAUUGUUUCAGAUUGCCCAAAUGUUGAAGUGAAACUGCUUUUAAAGACUAUGCCUAUGUAGAAUGACAGACUGUUGAUGUAAGUUGGUUUGAGCCAAGAUAACUGUGUUGAUCAGUUGGCUUUAGCUGAAAGCUGACAUGCAGUCCUCUCUAGAUGAGACACACAUGUUCAAUGUCUCAUUUUCGUUGGAGGAAAAUGGUUUCUUCUGUAUUAGUUUUAGGCCAUCUGCUUCCAUUUUGUACUAGGCUCACUGAAAUUAAUUAUAUUUUGUCCUAACGUAACUUCUCUAUUUGGAGGCAGAUUAGCCUUUGAGUGUUUGAAAUACUGAUGAUCAACCAUUUCAGCUAACUUAUUAAUAAUUUUGUUAAGGAGUUGCUGAAGUAGCGGAAUAAAAUUGAAGUUCAGAGGUUUGCCUUUCUCUUUAAUGAAUGGCACUCGUCACAGAGACUAGAUUUUGAAAUGCUAUAGAAGUGAUUGCUGCACAAAGUUUUUUUUGAAGGGGCAAACAUCAGAUACAUAAAAAGGUAAUGAGCUGUGUGUCAUAUCAUUGAUCCAGAGCUUUUUUUUUAACUGACAGAAUGUUACUAUUUCUGCUUCUAAACAAUACCAACUCUCUCCUAAGAAAGUAUAGAUCUGUACAAAAACGUCAUUUGAUAAAUAGUUUAUUUAGUUUUGGAGCUACUUCAGUGUGCUGCCUAAGUUUUGGAGGGGGGUCUUCAUCGUUCCCUAUGAAUUCUCAGUCUCUUAAAUGACCUGUGAUGCUCUUGAUCUGUGCUGAGUAGUUUUGUAGUGUAUUUUAUAUGUGUGUUUAAAGCUGGCAUGCUAAGUGCCUAAAUAGGUGAAAUGUGGAAGCUUGUGCUUAACAAAACACAGAGGCAUUUAGUAGCCACACUACUGAAACUUGUAAUAGGUGCUUUAAAAACUUAUAGGAGAAUUCUGACAACUUUUGCUGUUGACAGGGAGGUAAAGACUUUUUAUAUUGUUAGAUACAUGUUGACACAAAACAAAUCAUUGCACUUUAAAUCCCUCCUGACUUCAGUGAGACCAUUUCUGUAAGUGCCACAGUAUCAGGCAUUUAACAGCUUAGAGGGGGUGUUCAGUUUAAACUCAUUUCUAAUAUGUUCUGUUCAACCAUCUUAUCAACAAUCUGGGUGCAGGAGUGGAAUGCAAUCUCAGCACGUUUGCUGAUGACAAUAAACUGGGAGGUGCUUAUGCCUGGAGGACAGGAGACUUUGCAGAGAGAUUAGAUAGACUGGAGCAUUGGGUGAUCAGCAGUGGCAUGAAUUUCAGCAACAGUAGAAUGCUGGGUGCUGCACUUGUGACAGAGCAAUGCCAUAUGAAGGUACAGACUGGGAGACAGGUAGCUGGAAAGAGCAGCAGAAAGGGACCUGGGAGUGCUGGUGACAGCAGGCUUACAAUGAGCCAGCAGUCUGUCCUGGCAGCCAAGAGAGCAAACGGUGUUAAGGAGUGCAUUACACACAGCAUAGCUAGCUGGUCAAGAGGUGCGACUCCUGCCGCAUUUAGAGCUGGUGUAGCCUCACCUUGGAUAUUGUAUGCAGCUCUGGGCUCUGCAGGUUCUUAUCAAUACAUCAGAAUUGGCUCAGGAAUCCCUUAGUCUGGUGAUUGAUACCUGUUACUGGCAUUGGAGAACCACAAAGACUGAGAGGGGAUCUUACCAACCCUUAUAAAUAUCUUCAGGGCAGAUGAAGUGGCACUUUUCAGUGGUGCCCAGCGACAGGACGUGGGGCAGUGGGCAAAAUGCAAACACAGGAAGUUCCAUAUGGAAUUGAGAAAAUAUUUGUUUAAUUUGAGGGUGAGGGAACACUGGAACAGCUGGAAUAUCCCCUCUGGAGAUAUUCAAAACCUGCCUGAAUGUUUUUCUGUGCUUUAAAUCUUGGUUAGCCCUGAAGUGGUGAGGCAGUUCAACUCAGUGAUUUUCAUAGGUCCUUUCCAACUGAACUAUUCUGUGUUCGCAUCUCUGUUAAUAGAUCACAUCCCUGAUAAUGUUAGGCAAAAUAAGAUACUGUUGUCAAUUGCUAAUCUAACAUUUCUUAGCAGUGUUUUAGAACAAAAGUAUGUCAGCUGACCUUUUCAGAGUUCUAUGACUCCAGCACGUCAAAAGAAAUAAGCUUGAAACUAUAUCUCUGUUUCUUAUGCAAGUGUUCAAGUGCCAAAACAUAUUUCUUUGUAAUUGUUAGGCCUUCUGAUGUCAAAACUUAUUUUUAAAAAAAUCCCUUUUGAUCUUCUGGUAGUCUUGAAAAUUUGCAUGCUAACUCUUUUUUAUCAGUUGGGAUCAAAAAUGUUUGACCUGCAAAAAUCGAAUAAAUUACCAGACUGUCCAUGAAGGGUCACUGAUCACUAAGUUUUUUGAGGGAUAUAAGACUAUCCUGCAUCCUGAGCGUAUUGAUGGGCUUCGUCUCUGACAUGUUAAAGUCAUCCUUUCCUUCUUCCCUUCUCCUCACAAUUUUCCCCUCCAUUUUUAGGUGUAUGUGCUGUAAACAGCUAUUUCAAAAUCCUUACAGGAGUUCUAGUAGCUCAGAGUUAUUUGAUGCCUCCUAUUUUGCAUGGAAAAUCAAGGCACUAAGAUGAGUUUGGCCCCCUAGAAAUUGGUACAGCAUUUACUGAAACUGUCCUUAUUCUAAAACAGAAAAUUCCUAGAAGAAAUGCUUCUGCUCUUCCCAUUGCAUCAUCCUGCAAGUUAGGAGCAGUGAGUCUUAAGUUUUUGCUGAAACACUAACUGUUUUAUUCAAGAAAAUUGGGUUUUUCUUUGUUUCAUUCCUGUCAAUGUUUUUAAACACGAAUUACUGAACAAACCAGCUGCUGUUCCUGUUCUAAUGCUGAAGGAUACAGACAAGCUUUUCUGCUGUUCUUUUCAUUUGUAUGGACAGAAGACACCAUCCAGUUGUGCUUAGGCUUGCUGCAUCUCAAACAUUGAUAAAUUCACUGCUGCUUUCUUGCCACAUUUUCACUUUUGUCACAGUGUGAAUUUCCUAUUAUUAAAUCCAUUAUGUUUUUUGACUAUUCUUUGUUUCCUUCUGGGAUUUAGCCAAGAAAGGGUGACAAGUGUCUUUUUCUCCUCAAGAGUUCAAGAAAUAUCUGUCAUAGCAGCAAAUAUUUGUGAACAAAAUGAUCAUCUUUAGAGCAGCUUUAUGAAAUCGUUAAGAAAUCGUAGCAGCUGAGACAUGUAGCACUGCUUCAUUAUACUAGAUAAGAAGGCAAGAAGCACUUUCAUCUGGAGGAAGUAAAUUAUUGUAAAGCCCUAACAGCAUCAUGUGAAGUAUAGAAGCGAUUAACUUCUUUUGUACUUGGCAUUUCUGAUUAUAGUGCAUUCAGCAUUGAAACUGUGGCACAGGGAAUUGACAUAAGACUUAGAAAUGGAGGAUAUUUAGCUGUAAGACACUUAAGACUUCUUGGCAAUCUUCCCCCUUGCACUCUCUCAUCCCCCAAUUAUGAUGAAGAAAAAAGGGAAUCAUUCUGGAAGUGUCUAAACAAAAACUCUACAUUUGCUUUUGUGUAUUCGGGGCACAAGAAUAACCUGAUGUGCAUUUAGCUCUUGCGGUGUAAUAAAUGCAUGCCUGUAAAAUUAAGCGUGAAGGUUAACUUUGGAAUCAGCAGUUCUUGUCCCUCUUAAGAACCAUCUGCCUUUUCCUUAUGGUAUUGAGUUAACCUGUUAAAAAGAUGGAAGGAUCUGUGCCUUCUUAUUGUAGUGUCUCUUACUGAAACAAACUAAAGCCGCUCAAAGUUACAGAGCAUUUGCAGCACUGUAAACUGCACAAAUUUACUACCAUUGCUUCACUGCAUGAAAUGUAGUCAGAUCACGAGUGAUGAAAUCUUACAGUGAUGAGUUCCCAAGCUAAUGAAUGUUCUGAGACUUUUCUAGUCUUCUCUUGGGCUGGUCCCGAGGGUGUGUACAGGUUUGUCUGUAUUGUUGGUUUGUAGAUGCUAAUGAGGAAAACCAGACUUUAGUUUUCUCCUUUUAGUUUGUAUUGUUAUACUCCCAUGUAGUGCAUAGAAUGAAAAUUAAGAAACGUUGGUUUGGCAUAAUGUAAACGGCAUUUUCAGCUUACGCAUUCAUAAUAAACUUUUAUAGUGUAAUAACAUGCUAAAUCACUACCAGUCCGAUGUAUUGUGCAAAAAAGGUGUAAACAUUUUAUUAAUAAAAAGCUUUGUUUAUAAA
Molecule: messenger RNA, 6361 nt
Organism: Meleagris gallopavo (turkey)
Lineage: Eukaryota; Metazoa; Chordata; Aves; Galliformes; Phasianidae
Source: RefSeq, a predicted model, not a curated record